Messenger RNA from Polypterus senegalus (gray bichir), 415 nucleotides. Its product is annotated as histone H4. The record is from RefSeq and is a predicted model, not a curated record. The transcript has a single exon. The coding region runs from base 46 to 357 and encodes 103 amino acids. Gene Ontology annotation, cellular component: nucleosome. Gene Ontology annotation, biological process: nucleosome assembly. Gene Ontology annotation, molecular function: protein heterodimerization activity; DNA binding; structural constituent of chromatin. Lineage: Eukaryota; Metazoa; Chordata; Cladistia; Polypteriformes; Polypteridae.
GUCCUGCGCUUAACAGUCACUCGAAGUGCUGAAGUAAGUCUGAUAAUGUCUGGCCGUGGUAAAGGCGGAAAGGGACUUGGUAAGGGUGGCGCAAAGCGUCACCGUAAAGUGUUGCGGGAUAACAUUCAAGGUAUUACAAAACCAGCUAUUCGUCGUCUGGCUCGUCGAGGUGGAGUAAAGCGAAUUUCUGGCUUAAUAUACGAAGAGACUCGUGGAGUGCUCAAAGUGUUUUUGGAGAAUGUUAUCCGAGACGCUGUCACUUACACUGAACAUGCUAAGCGGAAGACCGUGACCGCCAUGGACGUGGUAUACGCUUUGAAGAGACAGGGUCGUACUCUGUAUGGCUUCGGAGGUUAAUCGUCAAAUCAAGAUAUUUUGAAGUGAAUUAUCCAAAGGCUCUUUUCAGAGCCACCCA